UCCAUCUUAUAAAUUUGGGCCUUUACAUAAACAAAUGCUAUUUUAAAUAGAUAGUACAGAGAAUAAACAAGUUAAUUGUACAGGUUACCCCGCGGUCAUCUCAGGACACUGAUGCGUCGAGGCGUGCCAUAGCGCGUUCAUGUGACCGCGCAGUAAAGAUGCGUCCUAAAAGAGUUUGCAUCGAGCCAAACUGCAUCAGUUCUGAGUCCGACCGCCGCUCGACUUACAUCUUUGGAUGUCCUCUGUCGCUUUACAUUUGUGUCGGGUGAAAGGGAAGAUAACAGAAGAGAAAGAGUGAAGCUUUCAGCUAUGGGAGUUACCGCGUCAUCCGCGCAACGGGACAGCAGAGAUGAUGAAGACGCAGCGGCGGAGCAGCGGACUGCAGAGACGAGCGAUGCUCCUGAGGAUGACACGUUGCCACAGAGGAAUGGACAGAUCUCCAGUUUGAACCUAAAGACAAAGAACCAUGCAGAUGAAAUAAAUGGACACUUAACAGAGAGGGUACUUACAGAUGUUUGCUCAGGGUUUGUUACUGUGAAAGAAGACGGCAGAGAGACAAUUAAAGACCUUCAGGAUGUGGUCUCCCAUCAACCAAACACAAACAAAACAACAAAGAACAAAAGCAGAGAGAUGAUUCAUGAAGAGGAUAUUACCGUAACGGAGGAAACUAUGGAGAUUACAGAAGUAAACAGUAUCAAUGAAGUUGGUUUCAAAAAAGUAUUUCGAUUUGUUGGAUUUAAGUUCACCCUGAAAAAAGACGCAUGUGACAAAACUGACGGUGAAAGGCUACUAACAAAUGAUCAAGAAGAGGAAGAGGCAGACACAUCAGAUGAUGAUCUGGUGUCUGCCCAGCCCAAGACACCUGAAACUUCUCAAAAACCAAAAAAUAAAACAGAGCUUGACCACGGCACAGGGAAUAUAGAAGUCAUACCUGAGACAAAAAAGGCAAAUGUGGUUGAAGCAAGUUAUGAAUCAGAAGAGCCGAUGUCACCGAUCAAGCAUUUCUUUACACAGGGAAUCUUUGGCAGUUUAAGAAACAAAAAGAAAGAAAAUGAAAUAGACAGAGAAACUAAGAAAGAGGAACUCAGAAUAACUGAUCAAAUAGAUGGUGUAGACUCAGAGAAGUCAGAGAGAACUGAAAAGAUGGAUAGUAAAUGCAUGUGCCUUGAUAUCCCUAGUAUUAUGUAUGAAGAACCAAAAGAUGCACAGCAGAAAGGGAGCACUUUAUCUGCAGAAGAGUCUUUAGAGAAAGAUAAGGUACAAGGAAGCCCCUUCAAAAGACUUUUUAGAAAAUUUUCCUCAAGACGGCAGAGAGAAAAUAAGCAUGUGAAAAUUGAAGAUGAGGAAAAAGUCACAGAGUCAUCCUUAGAUUUGACAGAGGUCCAGAAAGAAGAGGAAGUACCAGUGGCUGGAGAAUCAAAACAUGCUGUGGAGGAGCAGGUUGCUGAUGACAGCCCUCAAGAGUCCAAAAAGAAAUCUGACUCCACCGUUUCCUGGGAGGCCCUGAUUUGUGGCAGCUCUGCUAAAAAAAGAGCUAGACAAACAAACGAGGCUGAAACACAAGACGAAUAUGAGAAAACAACUGAAUCUCCACUUGGAAGUUCUGUUGAGGGUGAUUAUGAUCAUCUUACAUCCUCCAAUGAGCAAGAUGGGGAGGGAGAGGUAGGGUCAACAUGGAAAACCUUUAAAAAAAUGGUCACCCCCAAAAGGAAGGUGAGAACUGGAGAAGGUAGUUCAUCCGAACAUGAACCUUCAGACAGCGAAAUUAACAAAGAUGACUCAUUUUCUGUGAUGAAACUUAUAACGGGGUGUAAAAAGAGAAGAUCUGAUGAAAGGCAGGAACAGACAUCAUCUGAUGAGACUGGUAAGGAUGUUGAAACAGGUGAUGAAGAUGACGAAACACCAGCUAUUAUUCCUUUGUCGGAGUAUGAAAUAGUUGAACCUGAAAGUGUAAAAGAGGUGAAGGAUCAACAAUCUGAAGCUACAAGCGAACAUGAGAUGCCAGAGGUGAAUUCACAAGAGUUAGAACAGGACACGCCCAAUGAGUCUGAACCCAAGCAGGUUGCAGGUAAAGUUUCAAAUAAUGCGAGACCAUUAAUCAUACAUGUUCGAUCAGAGGACUUUGAAGAACUGACAGACUUUGUAAGUAAAUACCAACAACUGAGUGAUAUACCAGAGGAAGGGAUCAUAGAGGAAAGCAUCCAAACACCAACAACAUCUGCUGAAUGGGUAACACAGGAUGACACCUUAGCAGAAGACAUUGUAGAUUUGACAGCUGAUGCGGUCACCGCUCCAGAGCCUGCAAGUGAGGAAUUUGUUGGGGAUAACAGUACUGAAAUGGUCUCGGCACUCUCCCAACUUACAGAAUCAGCCAGGACGUCUGAAAACGUCACUCCAGUGUCGGCUGAAUAUGGUGUGCAAAUGUCAAAUAUGAUCUUUCAAGAAGGUCUUCAAUCCAUCUGCAUGACUCCAAGCCUUCAAUCAGUAACAACGAAGGAUGAAAGCCAAGAAUCUCUAGCAGUGUCAUUUUCACCUUAUAUAAUACAUACAACCACAGGAGGAGAAACUAAAGUUUUGGUUGCACAUAUGAGAACAGAGGCAUCGGCAAUAUGUACAGGCCUUAAAUCUCAAGAAAUAGAAUCUGUUGAAGAAUUUCUCAAUGCACCUUUAGUAGAGGCGACACCUGAAGUAAGCGAUGCUGUCCCAACUGAAUUAGUGACUGAUAACCUUACAGAUGCACCUGAAGUAGCAGGAUUUGGGACAGAUGAGGUCUAUGAAGCUCAAAUGUGGGAAGUGAAGACAGAGUGUCGGGAAGUAAUUAUAACAACUACGAAUGAAGUAGAAGAAGCUGCCACCAAAACUGAACUAGAUGUAGAGCAAGCAAUUCAACUGAUGGCAGAGCCACUUAUGGAAGUGACGGUGGAGUCCCAUGUGGUGCAUAUGGUGGAUGAAAAAGAGGAAUGUAUAACAGAACUAGUAACUGGUGUUCAACUCAGAACGGCUGAAAUGCCAAUAAUUGAUACAAUGCAAAGUGAAGCUUUGUUGGAUCAGGUCAUUACAGAAUACACCCUUGGUCCUGAAACAGAGGGUCCAUUACAUUUAAGGUUGGAGGAACAACCUGUAAACUACACUGAAGUAACUGCUAAAGUUGAGAAAGAGUCAACAGACGAAAAGGUACACAUAGAAGUUGAAUUGAAUCAUACAGAUGAACAUGAAAUACAAGUGGACAUAAAAGAUGCAAUCCCAAAUACAGCAGAAACAGAAAUAAAUGAUGUGUAUGAAGUGAUUUCAGCAGGUGAUUCAGCAGUGAUUAUGAAGGACAUUAAAGAAAAAGUGGAAGAUACUAUUGAGGAAAAGAUUGCACAGCAGGACAUUAAGGACAUAACUGCAGAGCUGAGUAUAAAUGUUUUUGCAUUAGGAGUGGAUCGAAAUAUUAACACCGAACCCAUUUCAGAAACUGCAGUUGAAUCAUUAUCCAGAGUGCAGUUUGAAGAAAAACAACUGGAGAUGGCAAGCAAGGAGGUGUUGCUUCCAGGAAUAGUGUUAGUUGAGGAGACUGUAGAAGUGGAUGAAGUUACAACAGAACUUGACAUGUCUAUCAACAAAGUGGAUACUGAUGUGGACAAUAUCAGGGUGAUGGAAAGUGCAAGUGAAGAAGUAGACACCACUGAUACUUCUAAAAAAGAGAAACUUGCAGAGAUGCAAGAGGAUCAGUUUACAAACUCUGAAAGUGAUGAUUCGGAAAAUGUAGAGGUUUUCGCUUAUGCAAAUAUUUGUACGGUAUUUCCUGAAAUAAUUGAGCAGGAUGUAGGAAUUGUUAAUGUAGAGACAGCUCAUGCAUUUAAGGCUAAAGAUGUUUCUGAGAUUUCAAUGGAUGUAUUAGAGAACAAAGAAAUAACAACAUGUCCUGGAGAUAGUUCAAAAGUAAUACUGACAGAUCUUGAGUCUGUGAUGCCCCAAGAUGAGAUAAGAGAAGCUGAGACAGAGGAAAUUGGACACAGUCCAAAAACAACUAAGAAAGUUAAGACUGGUGAAGUAUUAGAGACAGUUGUCAUUACUGAGAACACAACAAACCAGUCAGAGAAACCUGUAGAGGUCCAACUAGAAGUGCAGGCACUUGCAAUAUCUGAGCUAACACAGACAACAGAACAAGAGGAUACAUCAACAAUGCCUCUGAUAAGUGGUGAAGCAAUGGGUGGUGACCAAAUGGACCAGGCAAGAGUACAGUCAGUAACAGUAGCUAUUCCAGAAAUAAAAGACAAGAUCCCUGAGUUUACCGAACUGGAACCUGAAAGCCCAAAGCCAACUCUAACUGAAGUGACUGUAACAGCUUUGACCGAGUCUGUACAAAUGGCACAAAACAAUGCUGCUCUGCAAAUAGACAACAAUACUGUGAUUGAACAGAGGGAUGAAGCAACAGAAAAGACCAGGCUUACAUGUGAACCUCCUGAACAAUUAUUAGAAAAACCAGUAGCAAUGGAGUUAAAAAUAGAAAAGGCAGAAAUUAAAGAUGUAAUACCAGCAGUAACAUAUCUGAAAGAGAAGAAAUCUGCUGUUACCACACCAGAAGUAGCACCCAUAGUACAUGUCCCGCUGUUGACCUCUGAAAUUAAAGCAGAAACACCAGAAGUUACCGUUUCUGAGAUACAAACACAAGAAGCAAUUGAACUCAGGGCAGCAACUCUUGAAAUGCCAGAACCAAAGGUAGAAAAGCCUAUGGUGGCAGAAGUUAAAAUAGAGACUCAGCUGAGCGUGGAGACACUAGUCGUGACAUCAGUGGUUACAGAACUUAAAGUAGAAACACCAGUGGUUGCAUCCAUGGCAAAAACUGUUGAUACACACACUUCUGCUAUAACAUCACUGAACAAACAGACUGAUACCUCAAUGCUGACAACAGUGGUCAGAAAGCAAGAAGUGGAUUUCACCACUUUGAUGGUGACAUCAGCUGCAGCUCCAGACUUACUUACACCAAUUGUGACUCUAGACAGCAGGUCAGUGGAAGAAACAUCUGUUGGGACUCUAAUGGAAGAAGCACCACCUGUUGAUCCAGUGGUAAACACAGUUGUAGAGAUGCACAAUGUGAUCACAGUGGUAGAGACACCUAACAUACUAACAGAGGCUGCACCUACAGUAGACACUACAACUGGAACAACAGUAGCAGCAGAAACAGUCAAACUCACUGAAGCUUUAGUGGCACAGACAUCAGCCGGGCCCCCAGUGCUAGAAAUGCCAAACCUGGUGGUGCAGACACCAGUUUUAGAUUUAGUGGUAGUGGCACCAGCUCUAGCUCCUGCUGUGGAGACACAAGCUGUUGUUUUAGUGACAGAGGCUGAACCUGCAGUUGCAGUCACACCAGAAGAAACAUCAGCUAUGAGCCCAGUAGUCGAAACUCCAGUUACUUCCAUCACAUCACCUAAACCAACUGUGGCUGCAAUGGCACAGACAUUAGUUGUGACAACAGUGGAAGAAACAACAGCAUUGGUUACAGAUACAGCAUUGGUAACAGAGGUUGUCGGUCCGAUGUCAGGAAUGUUAUCUGUGAGUCCAGAAGAAGAAACAUCAUGUAUGACACAAAUGGUAGAAACACCAGAUCUGGAUUCAGUGAUGGUAACACAGCCUGCGUCUCAACUUGUUACCUCUGAUGUGACUACUAUAGCAGAAACAUCAGUUGUAAUUCCAGUAACUAAAACUUCAGCAGUUGUAGUGGCAGAGACUCCAGUGGUACUGACACCAGCUCUGGUUUCAGUGAUUGUAAGAGAGGCUGCAACUCCAGAAAUUACACCAACAAUGACUGCAGUACUAGAAGUUUCAGCCAUGGACCUAGUCGUGGAAACCACAUCAAAUCUAACUGCAGAUACCCCAGUUAUGAUUCCAGAGAAAACCCUGACUGUAGUUUCAGUUGAAAAAACACUCAAUGUGACCCUACCAGUGGAAACACCAGUUGUGGGUGGUUUAAUAGAGACAUCUACUAGGACUUCAGUACCAGAGGCAUCACAAGUACCUCCAGCAGUAGAGAUACCUGCUAUUGCAUCAAUAGUUGUGCCUCCAGAUGUAAUGGCGACGUUAAAUGAAACAAUGUUGCAGGACAAAACAGAAACAAAGACGGAGCCUUCAGUUGAGGCUGAAGAUGAUGUUAAACCAUCACUCGUGAAUCAGAAAGAGGUAAAGACAUUUGCUUCUUCAGGUAAAACCAAGGGCUUCCUGCAGCAUGAAGCACCCAUGGUCACUCCAACAGAACCUCAGUCACUGGUAGAAGAUGUGUGGGAGGAUGCUGUAGAUAAUGUUGGAGAUGACCAUUGUCAAAUGAUGCAAACAGAUGUUUCACCCCAAGAAGUAUCUGAUUCUGGGAUCUGAGCAUUGACUUGCCACACAACAUGGAUAAUAUCAGGGAGCUGGUUUUCUAAGUGCGACUAGUCUUCAAUCAUUCUGAACUAGCAGCAUCUCCAUCACCAGGAGCUCUAUACAGGAAUAUACGUCUACAAAGAAAUCACCAAGACACUGAGAAAGAAAAUAGAGUUGCAUUACUGAAUGUCCAGAAGGAAAGUGAUAAACCAAAAAAAUAUGUUUUGUUUAACACAGGGGUAAGCAACGUCGGUCCUGUAGUGCUGAUGUCCUGCAAGGUUUAGCUCCAGUUCUAAUCAAGCACACCUGAAUAAGCUAAUCAAGUGUCACCUGAAAACUACAGGUAGGCAUGGUUUUAUCAGGGUUGGAGCUAAAAUCUGCAGGACAUCGGCACUCCAGGACCGACGUUGCCUACUUUAACCGAUAGAUUGUUCUCUUAUAAAUCGCUACAGACUUGGGUUUAAACCCAUGCCAUUUUGCGCUGCUAACGCAAUGCUCUACAACUAUCACUUUUAAACAUGCUAAACAGUUAUUAAACCUCUUUUUGCACUCU
Molecule: messenger RNA, 6895 nt
Organism: Paramisgurnus dabryanus
Lineage: Eukaryota; Metazoa; Chordata; Actinopteri; Cypriniformes; Cobitidae
Gene: akap12a
Product: A kinase (PRKA) anchor protein 12a
Biological process (GO): signal transduction; regulation of protein kinase C signaling
Cellular component (GO): cytoplasm
Molecular function (GO): protein kinase A binding; calmodulin binding
Source: RefSeq, a predicted model, not a curated record